This is a messenger RNA of Varroa destructor (honeybee mite), 3939 nucleotides long. RefSeq lists its product as uncharacterized. The record is from RefSeq and is a predicted model, not a curated record. Lineage: Eukaryota; Metazoa; Arthropoda; Arachnida; Mesostigmata; Varroidae. Gene Ontology annotation, molecular function: mRNA regulatory element binding translation repressor activity; translation factor activity, RNA binding; ribosome binding. Gene Ontology annotation, biological process: negative regulation of cytoplasmic translation. Gene Ontology annotation, cellular component: nucleus; neuron projection; synapse.
AGUAGUUGCUUUUGGUAGGUUGAUGUGUUUUUCGGUACACGUUUGUUCCAUACCAACGACAGGCCAAAUCGGAGCAAACAGCGCAUCAAGCGCGCAAAUAGAACGUCAAUAUCAGAAUAGGUAAUUCGAUAAGGGACGUUUCAUGACUAUUCGCACGCGUCGAUUAUUCGACUAACUGGAAGUUAACUCGGGGUCGGGUCAACAGCCCGGACGACGAGGCUGGUCAUUGCACGCCUCUAAUAACCUAAUUAGCUACUAAUCCCUCGCCCAUUAAAUUACACUUUAUUGUGUAAGUGCACCUAUAUGUGUGAGAGCCGCAAUAACAAUAGUACAUUCCCUGUGUGAGAAGUCCGGUAUUUUACUUUUUGGAGUACACACUUGGCCUUUUAUGUUCAUGAUCAAACUUUCAGUGCAGGGAAACGUAAAAAAGAAGAAAUCGGUUGAAGAUGGUCGUGUCUUAAUUAAGACGGUUAUUCUAAAUAAUACUUCAAGGCGACGUAUACGUUAGUGCAGUGCGUUCUAGCUUCUGGAGGAUACUGGAGAAAAAUUAAAAGAAAAGGUCGUGCGUUUGUUGAUGCUUAUGUUCAUUCUUUUUGUACUGUGGACUACGGUGCUCAGCAGACUAUUUCUUAAAAGCAGCUCACGGCAGCUCGUCGAGUUCGGUUUGUGGAUCGCUAUUGUUUCAAACAUUCGACUUAUCAUCAAAUACUCCCUUAGAAAAAGUCUAGAAGAGCGCAGAAGCUUUAUUCUUCAUUCUUUCUUUGCCGACUUUCGAACAAAAUUUCAAAGGAAAGCGCGUCAGUUCAGCAACUGACGGCAUACGUUUAAAUCUAGAUCAGUUUUAAAUUAACGAUGACUAGCGAAGUGGAGCAGCAACAGUUCACCUUGCCGAAUGCCGGCAGUAUUCGAAACCUUUGGAAGGGGCCUAAUUUCAACCCUAGUCAUAAUGACCAGUCAGGCUUUUCCGAGACGCGAAGGUCACAAUUUCCUCAGCAGUUACAACUUUCGGUAAGUAAUGAUCAGUCGCUGCAGACAUUACCUACCAAUUGUAGACCGUAUCUAUCGUCCACGAGUCAAGGCGUCAUUUAUGGUGAACCUAGUUUAUCGAAACCGCGUGCAAUUACAUCAUGUGGGCAGAAGCCGGCAGCCGCACAAGUCGCAAAGGAAAUACCGAUAUCACCUUCACAUCUGCAAAUCGAACAAGGCCAAAGGCUUCCUUCAAAGGUGAUAAAGGGCCAAGACAGCGCUCAAGAUAUUGAAGCGGGACUACGGGUGCUUCGAGGCAACAAUUCGUCGUCUCUGCUUUUUACGGCCUCGGAUUCGGCUCCUGCAUCGCCAUGCCCAACGACCAUCGGCGGUAAAGCUCCAGCGAUGUUCAUUGGUGGUUACGACACGGGAAGUGGACUACACUCUGCGUCGGCGUUAGCAGCUAUACGUAAACUGGCAAUGAUCGCGCAACGUGCUUUCGGUAAUAGGUUAGGGUCAACUCUACUUACCGCCGACCCAGUGCCGACCUCUAAUCGAAUUCCGUCGCAUAUAUCUUAUCUUGGAGAGCAACCGGCUUUCAGCAUUUGUGGUUCGAACAAUGGUUGCGAUUACGGAAGGGACGGCUUGAAUUUACUACGAGCUAAUGACACAAAAUUCAAAUCGUCAUCGAACGAUAGUGUUCACUUUCCUGCGCGACCACCUCAAACAAGUUCUCUUGCAGAGACAUUCGCAUUUCCUGCUAAUGGUUACCGUGGAUUUUCUGACUGUUCUCUUGGAUCAACUAGCGCUUCCUCUGAACGUAGUGACGUAACCUCACAGGGCUCGUCUCAUUACGAUGCUGUUCUAGCACGCCUCACGGCCGAGUGUAAGUGGCGCCGUAAGUGCCCUCAGCUUCAGAAGGCACUCAUUUAUUGGAACAGUUUGGCUCUUCCUUCACAUUCAUUGCAAGGUGAUCUGGCGAACUGCAGCUUAGCAACAAAGGUAUUCCUAGGCGGACUUCCUUAUGACACUACACAGAUGAUCCUGAUGAACCUGUUCAGUAAGUGGGGAGUAGUUACCGUCCAAAUUCCACCAGUCCGUCAGAAUAGCUGUCGCCGACUCAGUCAUGCUUAUCUCGUAUUUGAGGAAGAGACUCAUGUUCGUCGCCUGCUUUCUAAUUGCGUUAAACGAGAGCCUGGCUCAUAUUUCUUUUGGGUUCCGUCGACAAAAAGUAGGGGAGGUCGCUUCGCCCAGGUAAUCCCGUGGGCAACACAAGAUAACGACUGGAUAUCCCCUGACAUGACGACACACGUAGGCGCAAACGCAGUUGCCAGUUCAUCUUGUUCAGGACCCAAACAGAGAAACACCUGUGUUUUCAUCGGAGGCGUCCAUGGCGAGGUGUCAGCUAAAGGCUUACAACUGAUUAUGGCACAACUAUUUGGGCCUGUCCUGCAUGCGGGUAUCGACACCGAUUGCCAUGGUUACCCAAGCGGCUCUGCUCGGGUAACCUUUGCAAGUCAAGAAUCAUUUUAUCGGGCACUUCGCGCCGGUUUCGUCCAGUUGGAGACCGCUCGCUUCAGCAAACUCAUGCAACUAGACCCAUUUGUUGAUGAAGUCGGCCGCUGUGCUACAUGUGAAAUGGCCACAGUUCUUUUUUGUCGGCAUAUUGCCUGUCUGAAGUAUUUCUGCGCUAUUUGUUUUGAAGAUCAUCGCCGACAAAAUCCUGGAAAUGAUCAUCCACCUCUUACGCGACCUCGUACAAACUACAGCAUUUCGUCACCGUAUAAUCAUUGUGGUUUUUAAUCAAUUUAGCCCUGACAGAUUUAUCAUUCCUUCACUUGAUCGAUCUGAACAAUUAAUACUGGUAAUUACCUGGUAGCUGCUGAUACUAUUUGGUAAAGCGUAUACAUCUUUAUUUAAAAAUAGUUACCAAAAUCAAUUAAAUUAUUCAAUUAUUUUUGACCGCUGGGUGCAAAAUAAAUACGUAUACAUAUCUAAAAGAAGAAAACAGACCCUUAGCUGGGUCGACAUGUGCUGGAAAAAAACAUGCUUUUGGCCCACUGAUUCGUUAUAUAAGCUUGACACCUAUUUAGGAAAGGGCGCACAUCAUCGUGGUAGUUCAUAAAAUGUUUUACAUUUCGACAUUUUUUGGCAGUUAUCAUACCAACAAACUAUUUGAGGAUUUUACUUGUUGUGUUGUUUCAUUGCAAAUUUAGGUUUUAUCCGUAGAUCAGUACGAUUUUUUGCAGUUUUUUGCACAGUUGCAUGAAGCGCUUGCUUUUUUUCGACAUUUUGACCGCAUGCAUGACUUACAAGCAGUCCCAUAACAUUAAACGCUAAAGUUUAGCAAACAAAUAGCUAUUUGUCAUACUUAGAAAAUCGAAAUUGGCAAGCGGCUAUGACUGUCACCUGCAAGCUGCUGAAGAAUAAGGGAUGAUCGCCAACAACUUCUGAACCAAACAACUGAAUCUGUAUGAACGAAAGUAUAAUCGCAGUUAAUUUUUGGCCUUGCUAUAGUGCUGAAAAUAUUAUGGCUACGUAACAAUUACUUUCAUUGUAUUCUCAUCCACCAUUCUUACUAUUAUGUGAUAAACUUCUCUUUUGUUCUUCUGUUCGGUUCUUUAACUGUCGAGAUAUUUUGUUAACGCAAACCUUAAGAAACUUGGUGUGUUCUAAUACCUAGUAUACAAAAAUACUUAGUAGCAUGUACUUCAUACAAUUGCUAAGUUCCUGUAUUCGGCCAUUUAUGUCUAGCUUGUUAUCUACUAAAAUUAUUUAUUAAUAGAGUCAAUAAAUAUCUGAUGAAUUUAAUCGUCCUAACCUUUGUGACUAAGCUGAGCACCUUUAGCUGAGUUGUCGUUUCGUUGGAAAGUACAUUUUUUUCUCAGAUCGACAAAGUUACGAAUAGCAGUUGGAUACACUGAGUGAUCUUUCCAAUGGGACAGGUUUUUCAAAUUUUAACGGAUUGUAGAG